CACUUGCCGUAAAGCCUCACCCGAGGAUUGAAUGGAACUUUAUUGCCACACCCUUGUUAACAACCAACAGUGUCCUUCACCGCCUCUACUUUUUGGUUGGUUUGACGGGAAAAGCGCUCUUUUGUGGACCAUGGCAGCAAAAGUGUUACCUGUGAUCAAGCUGGCCACUAAGCUGACCAUUGCAGGAGGGGCUCUCUAUGUCGCCUAUGAUUCCGGGCUCCUGGGCAGCAGUGAGCAGGGCGCCGAGGCUUUGGGGCGGGCCGCAUCAGCCAUACCACCCGCUGUAGAGGAGUGGAUGAAGUACUUUGGCCUGGAGGCUCAACUUCCAACAAUACCGAAGGUUGAAUUCUCCCCUGUCCAAACUUGGAAUUCAGGAGUGCGGUGGUCCAUUUCAGCUCUGUCAGACGGUCCGAGGAAAGCAGCUGACUAUUCCAGUCAGGGUUUGCAGUAUGUGAAAGACCUCACCAAGUAGAUGCUUAUUGUUGGUAAUAUUCAAGACAUUGCACUCAACUGACAUGUCCUCAAUGCCUAUAGAAGAAGCACGCAUGUUGAAAUCAGGGUUCCCCUAAAGAGGAAUGAAUGUGCGGGUUAUGUUGUACAUAAUGGUAUAAGGUGAAAAUAUGUUUUUAAAAAACAAUAACUUAAAUUGUCUAUUCUUUAAAUGCUUACACUUGUGUGAGUGAAUUAGAUAUUCUCAAUAUGUUUUCUAACACAUUAGGUACACUUGCACCAUCUAAUCACAUGCAAAAGCUGUGUGUCAAAGACCCUGAUUGUUUGCCUAAUUGUUAGAACUCGGAGGACAAAGUUGAAGUUAGUAUGUCAGCCUGUGUAGUUUUUGCACAAAAAAGAAAAAGCAGGCUGACUUUCUUUUCCCUGUGUAAAAUUUAAAGCCAUUUAUGUGAACAAAUUUUUGAUGAACGUUCGUUCUGCAUCUAAGAAUAAAUUGUGUUACCCUA
Nerophis ophidion (straightnose pipefish) is the source of this 956-nucleotide messenger RNA. RefSeq names its product mitochondrial contact site and cristae organizing system subunit 13 (gene micos13). Bases 32 to 472 code for a protein of 146 amino acids. NCBI's taxonomy places the organism in Eukaryota, Metazoa, Chordata, Actinopteri, Syngnathiformes, Syngnathidae. Gene Ontology annotation, cellular component: MICOS complex; mitochondrial crista junction. The record is from RefSeq and is a predicted model, not a curated record. The transcript is spliced from 4 exons. Gene Ontology annotation, biological process: cristae formation.